AUGGUCAAGUCUACUACCCUGGAUAGCUCCCUUUCCCCUCCCUGCUGCCUGGACGCCCUAUUCAGUCAACUUCCCCAGAACCUCGUGGUCGUACGGGCGGACCCUACCCCAGACAUCAUCUCAGCCCCCCCAGCAUCAUCAUGGUCCGGUGGGGAAUCCUCGGUACGAUCUCCCCGAUCCCUCGACACGGCACAGGCCUUCCUGCGCGCUAUCGAUGCCCCUGCGACCACCCGUGCCUACGGGACCUACGACGCCCUCCUCGCCGAUCCCGCCGUCGACAUCGUCUACAUCGCGUCGCCCCACUCGCAUCACUUCGCGCAUGCGCACCAGGCCUUGACCGCCCACAAACACGUGCUGCUGGAGAAGGCCUUUACCGUCAAUACCGCGCAGGCGCAACUGCUCGUGCAGCUAGCCCGAGCGCGAGGCCGGUUCCUGAUGGAAGCCCUGACGCAGCAGGUGCAGCAGCUGGUCCGCGACGGAGCGAUCGGGACCGUGCAGCGCAUCGUGGCGGAUCGCAACCUGGGGCGGGAUAUAGAGACACUGUUUCGGACGUGUCGACUUGUGAAUCCCGCUCUCGCCGGCGGAGCCUUGUUGGAUUGUAAAAACCCUCUGGACCCGCAGGUGGCCAGCUCGGUGAUCCGAUACCCAGCGACUGGAGUGGAGGAGACGGUGACCGUGGUGAUCACAGCCCCCGAGGCGAAGAUUCAAGGCGUGGCCACCGCCAGUCUGCGCGUUAGGGCGGACCCCAGCGAGCCCGGGGUACGCAUUCUGGGUACCCAUGGGCAGAUCCAGGUCUUUGGCCCGGCUGCCCGUCCGGACUGGAUCCAGGUCGUCGAGUAUGCAUCCACACAAGCGCCCGCGGUGACGCGCUUCCUGAUCCCUCAGGGGCAUGGGCUAUUCUGGGAGGCCGACGAGUGUGCCCGGUGUGUGCGGGACGGGCGAUUGGAGUCGGAUGUGAUGCCCUUGGCGGAGACCCUCGCGAUGAUGUCGGUGCUGGACCAGGUACGGGCGCAAAAUGGCCUCCGCUUCCCGCCCGAGCUAGAAUCCAUCGCAGCAUGACGUGUCCUGCAUGACUCAUGCUGAUGAAGCGCAA
Messenger RNA from Aspergillus heteromorphus CBS 117.55, 1093 nucleotides. RefSeq names its product Gfo/Idh/MocA family protein. Bases 1 to 1059 code for a protein of 352 amino acids. NCBI's taxonomy places the organism in Eukaryota, Fungi, Ascomycota, Eurotiomycetes, Eurotiales, Aspergillaceae. Gene Ontology annotation, molecular function: nucleotide binding. The record is from RefSeq and is a predicted model, not a curated record. The transcript has 2 exons.